GUGUUAUCUUCGCAGAUAAUCAAGAUACCAGAAACCAAGGAAGGGUUCAUCGACCUGAACAACUUGGAGCAUAAAUUGCAAGCAACCGCAGACACUGGGAAGCUUAUGAUAGGGUUCUUCCCGGCUGCUUCGAAAUUAACUGGAGUAUUAGCUGAUGAUGUUGCUACGACGCUAAUUCUUCACCAGUAUGGGGCGUGGGCGUUUUGGGACUACACUCUGGUAGCUCCCACGGCAGUUCUGGAUAUGAAUCCCACAUUCCCAGGCGUGGAGGAAGGAAUGGUUAAGAAGGAUGCGGUUUUCUUCAACUGUGAGAAGUUUGUGGGAGGCGUUCAAGGCCCGUACGUUAGCAUUUUUAAAAGGGAUGUGUUUAAGGAUUCGCCCCUGUAUUGUCGAGAUGUUGAGACAUUAUCAGAGGCGAUAGAAGAGAUAAGGAGCACAGAAGCUGUGAGGGCUGCGAUUGUGAUGCAAUUACGAGAUGCCAUCGGCUUGCAGGCGAUCGCGGAUAGACAGGACCAUAUUACUAGACAAGUUCUUUCUCACAUCAGGAAUAUUCCAGAAUUAAUAUUGCUGGGAAGUGAAAUGCCAACUGUGAGGCGAUUGCCAAUAUUCUCCCUUAUGGUGAAGCAUCCAAGGGGUACUUUCCUGCAUCAUAAUUUCGUGUGUGCAGUUCUGAAUGAUGUUUUUGGAAUACAAGCAAGAGGAGGACUGAAUAGCAAUUUGUCAUAUGGUUCUGACAUCUUAGGGAUAGAUGAACAAUUGCUAAAGGAAUAUGAGAAAUUAUUAGAUGUUGAAGCACAAAAAGAAAUCGCAAGGGUACGAAAGCUGAGUGUAGUCAAGUCGCCUGAAGUACCAAUACAUAACGAGCCUCUCAGGCCUGGUUUUUGCAGAAUUUCUCUUCCAUUCUUUAUGUCCGAACACGAAUUAGCAUUCGUAUUGGAAGCCCUAAAAAUGGUAGCUACCGAAGGUUGGAAAAUUUUGCCUCAAUAUGCAGUUAAUGCGGAAACUGGCCAAUGGAGACAUCAUACUUGCUCAGUGUUAAGAGACAAGAAGUCAUUGUAUUCUUUGAGAUUCAAUGACGGCAAAAUAACAGCACACGAGAGACGUGUUUCAGGACCUGGAAUAUUCCCUCAAACAUAUACAGAAUGCCUGCAGACCGCGCGCAAUUUAUUCAGUAGAGCUAGGAAGCUGGCAAUGAAAUGCCCUGCUAUAGAACCAGAAGUCAAUUUCAAUCCAAAGAUCGAUUACUUGAGGUGGUUUAUGUUACCCAAAGAGGCACAUGAGCUACUCCUCGGUCGAUCAGCAAAUGUAAAACAUAUUGUGCCAUUCGAUCCGUCCGGAUACACGGGGGCGAGAAAGAGUCUUAAUAAUAUAUCAAGAUGUUCCAACACUUCAUCACCGAUACUGGGGUCAUCUCCUAGACACUUCAGUCUAUCGGCCAUCGAUGAUUGUCAAAUAUUCAGAUUGAAGCAAAAACAAAAGUUCUUCUCAAGGGAAUCAAGUUUGAGAGAAAGUACAAAAGAAGAAGCCGUAACCGUUACCCAUCAGCCAGUACAGUUUGCUGUUGGCGAAUCGGUUUCACCGUUACGAUUGAUACCGCAGAGUUCGAGGCCUACAUUAGUCAGAUCUAGAUGCUACAGCCUGGGAUCGGAUAGUCCGCCCGUAGCUCUGAGCUCACAGACAAAGUUGAAUCUCGGAUUGAAAGAGAUGAGUCCAAGUAACACGGAACAGUCGAAUAGUUUUUGUAAUUGUGGCAGUCAGACCGAUCUACAGUCAUUGGAAGAUAACAUGAUCUCAUCGAAUUCAAAGUAUCCCUACAGUACACAAAGUAGCACUUCGAUAUCUGAUUGUAGCCAGGUCGGUCGGACGUCGCCGACUGCAUCCAUUACUUCACAAACAUCAGAAGAUCUGCAUACUUACGUUAAAGAAAUGACCAAGGAAAUUGCAACUGAGAUUAAAUCUGAAAUACGUGGGGUGAUCUCAAAAGUCGAUGAUAUCCUAGAAAACUCGGAUAUCCUUGAACAGGCAAAUGCUAGUAUGACCUCUAUAUCUAGUCAGAGCGAUAAGAACUCCGUGUCGGUCAUAGAUGUUGCGGAAUAUUUAAUGGGCAUGUCGAAGGAAAUGGCGUCAGAAGUGAAGCACGAAAUUCGCGAAGUUGUGAAUCAAGUUGACGAGAUGAUUUCACCAGAUUAUUCAGGUGUUUGUUUGAGAAGAAAUUCCCCAUCUAAACCAGGAAGACAAAGGAUCGGUUCUGGUCCUGAAUUGGGUUUGGAUCUUAAGAAGACCCACCCAACGCAGUUUUUAAGAAAAUGUCCAACAAGUCCCGUAUUUCCUUCGCAAUAUGAUGAAGAUGACAAAAUUUGUAAACGUUCGCCGACAUCACCACCAAAAUCUGCAAAUUGUACUCCUUCUCAUGAAGCCUCUGGUCCGAACAGUAUUUCGUUCAAUUCCAGUGAAACAUCAACCCCGGAUACGAUAAUACAAGUUGUGACUACUUCCCGGAAUUCCCCGAACCUUCCAAAAUCGUCGAGCUCAAAUAAGUUAUCGGACGAUGAGACAAAUUGCGUUGAUACUGUAUGCAGACACUGUUGCAUUAAGAAAAAUUGGUGCCAAAAUCCCUCUGUGAGUUCGCAAGAUAGUGGCAUUAACAUGACAUUCACUGAUUCCGAUUCAUAUUUAGAUUUUGUAAAAUGGCGUACAUCAUCAGAUCCAACUACGAACAAAUUAAAGAAACUACAAGGGAGACUCCGCAUGUGUCCAAAGUCGGAAAAGAAUGAAGUGCCAGAUAUAAUAGAGGGUGUGCCCGUGUGCUCCGGGCCGCAGAAGAGUUACACAGAUGAUUCUGGAAGAGUCGCCUUUCAAAUGCCCGACGACGAGAAACAGAACCGAAGCACAGCGACGGUGGAGUCGAAGCGCUCCAGCAGGUCAUCGUGCGCGUCGUCCAGCUGCUCGGAGCGCAGCUCCCGCUCCAGCGGCUAUGGGACCGACCAGCUGCGGACCUCGCGGGAGGAGCACUACUGCGACAGGAGCAGCGGCUCGGCGACGGGGUGGGGCGGCGAGGAGCGCUCGGACAGCAGCGCGUGCAGCGACGCGUCGCUCAGCGACUUCACGUGCGACGACGACGCGCGCUGGCACUGCCCGCCGCGCGCCGUGUGGAAGGCCACCGUCGAGGCUAUUCACGAGUACAAUAUGAUACGUCCCGGCGACAAGGUGUUAGUCUGUCUGUCCGGACGUCGCGACUCACUGGCCCUGUUGCACACCAUGCACCAGUAUCAGUUUUACGCCAGGUCUAAGGGCAUACAUUUUAGUAUUGGUGCAAUAUACGUCCACGAGUCGCAGUCAGAAGUGGAUCCUCUACACCUGAUGGCCUACUGCAGGACCCUGGGUGUUAAAUUCAUCUACGAGGAUAAAAUUGAAGAGGAGGAUAAUGAACCGGCGGGCGCGGGGGGGGGCGGGCGCGCGCUGCACCGGUGGGCGCGCGGCGGCGUGCGGCGGCGCGCGCUGCGCGCGGGCGCGGCGCGCGGCUACGGCGUGGCGGCGCUGGCGCAGCACUUCGACCGCGCCGCCAGCGCCUUCCUCGCCGCCGCCAUGUACGCGGGGACGCUCAAGACGCUCAAGGCGCACUAUCGCCUGCGAGACCAAGAGAUGCGCGUGAUUCGGCCAUUCAUCUACGUGCGCUCGCACUGGCUGGACGCGUUCUGCUGCGCGCGAGCUCUGCCCGACUUUACCAAGCGAGACGUUGAGGAGAGCGACGAGAACACUGGCAAAACCCUAACCCGUUCGGUAUCAGAGCCCUGCGGGCGCGAAGACCUCGAUCUAGAGCAGGAGGAGCAGGUGGAUCAGGAGGUGGACCCGCUGGUGGCUGCUCAGGCGCUGCUGGAUGAACAGGAACGAGCUCAUCCGUUUAUCUUUGCUAGUCUCAAGAAUGCGCUUCACCCACUUAUAAGUGCAAGAAACAUAGAGCAGAAAGAGCAGAGGCACAGGAAAAAAUCCGUGAUACAAAUGAAAAAUGGCGCCCCCGUGUACGAUUCGGACGACGGCUCAGAGGAAGAAUCAGUGCCAUAGACUAAACGUCACAUUUUCGCGUUUCCCGCCAAAAUGGAAAAUGCCAUAAAAAAACUAAUGUUUGUGUACUCAGUGAUUACGUUUUGAUCAAGAAUAUAAAACAACGUUACGUAUAGAAUAGUAUUUUUAUCAUUAUUAAGUUAUGAAAAGUUUAUUUCACGUUUCAAUGUUGCCAUGUUGAAGUUUCUACCGUUUUGGUAGUAUUUAUGAAAUAUAAAUGUGUAGGUGACGUAUUGCAUUUGUUAAGUCUGGAAUUCGAUUGUUAGAGUUAUAUUUUGUAUUGAUUAUGGAGAUGUUUAAUGCUUAUUUUUGUGUCCAGUUGAAUGAGAAUAAUUAUAUAUUCGUUAUAAUAUUGUGAUGAGAAAAUUUAUUAUAUUUUAAAGGCACCGGCCUCAUGUUGAAGAACAUAUUUUUUGAUAAAAUAGUGUAUUAGAAAUGCAUCGUAUUGUGUAUUAGAUUUGAAAGUUUAAAAUGUCCGUUCUCAAUAUAACAGAUAUAUGUAGUUAACUAGAUUUUAAGAGGCAGUCUUAGCUUAGAUUUUUCAAUGUAUCUUGUAUUUUCUAAUUUAAAUUGGCAAAGCUUACGUGGUCGUGAGAGUUUUUUGAAGUGGCAACAUUAAUGUUGUAUUGUCAUUGUUAUUUGUAAUCGCAUGGAAUGUAGACUGAUCUAUGGAAACAUGCUGUGACUAAUCAUUUUUAUGUACUUCAAAUCUGAUUUGCGACGUUUAUUUGUUAGUUAUACGUAUAUUUUUGUACUAAACAUAAAUUCCUAUACACAUAGAUUAAGUACAUAAGAGUUGUUUAAAACAUAAAGUCCCAUACGUUGCUUCCAAUGUAAUGUAUUCACGUAUUAUAUACAAAUUUGUCGUAAAUGAACGAUUUUUUUGAUU
Zerene cesonia (dogface butterfly) is the source of this 4951-nucleotide messenger RNA. RefSeq lists its product as uncharacterized. Lineage: Eukaryota; Metazoa; Arthropoda; Insecta; Lepidoptera; Pieridae. The record is from RefSeq and is a predicted model, not a curated record. Bases 106 to 4062 code for a protein of 1318 amino acids. The transcript is spliced from 14 exons.